CGCGAGCGGACACGAAGUACAGGCUGCGCAGCUGUCAAUUAUAUACAUGUUUGACGCACAUUACCGUAUGGCGUAUACGCGGCGAUUAGCGAUUAAAACAUGAUAUGACAUGAUAGAAUAGCCGAGAAAGAUGUGGGGAAACUAUUGGAAUGUCUACAAUGUGUUGUGUGUGUUGAUCACCCUCGUUCACGGACACGAUUUUCGGCACUUCGACGACACGGUCAUAUUCAAGAUCAACUGGCCCGGGAGGAGUGACGCAGAUUUACUGGAAUCUCACGCGAACGCGGAGCCGUAUUUCAUAACCACCGCCAACAACGAGCGGUACAAGUGCGUCAUCCCGGACGCGACCGAGCAGGAGCAUGAAUAUAGCGAGACGUAUGAUGGGCCAAAUCCAAUACAGCUACUCCAACCGAUAUUUGCUCAAAAUAGUUGCUCUUAUAGGCUAGAGUCAUACUGGACUUAUGAAUUGUGCCACGGUAGAUACGUACGGCAGUAUCAUGAAGACAGAGAAGGAAAAAAGAUUAAGAUGCAAGAAUAUUACCUCGGCACGCUGGACAAAGCGCAAAGGGCGAAACUCUCGGCCUAUUAUGAUGAACAGGCGAAGAAUCCAAACAGGAAGUUGUAUAUACCCAUCAAGAAGAUUGACGGGAUUAACAUGCCGUACGUCGAAAUCGAGAUGACUGACGGUACAAUGUGUGAUUUGAAUAACAGACCGAGAACUGUCAAGGUAUUGUACGUCUGUUAUAAACAUGGUAAACACGAUGUGUAUUCGCUGAAGGAAACCAUGUCCUGUGAAUAUGAAGCGAUUGUUCUAUCGCCAGUAUUGUGCAAUCAUCCUGAUUACAAACCACAAGACACUGGGGAGAAUCAAAUUACGUGUCAGCCUGUGGAUAAUGCACCAAAGAAACCAAAGUCGCUUAUGAUGAUGGAGCUAGAAAGUCUAAAAAUCCGACAGCAAGCGAGGGAUGGCGAGCCAAGAGUGAGAGUUGAGAUACAUCCACUAGAUGUCCCAGAUAAACAUGAUAAUAUCGAUGAAUCUAUCAGUGCAAUGCAAACUGAUCAGAAUAUUAGUCCUGCCGAAGUUAGUCCUGUCCAGAAUUUCCUCAGUGGAAAGAAUUGCCUGCACGGAGGGAACGGCUGGUGGAAGUACGAGUUUUGUUACGGGCGUUCUGUCGUUCAGUACCACAUAGAACGAGAUGGUACAAAGACGAUUGUCAAUCUUGGUAGAUUUGACAAACAGAAACAUUUGGAAUGGAUCGCCGCGCAUCCACAGAAGAAACCCAAACCAUUAGAAUUAAGGAAACACCUCUCACACUUUUACAGCGAUGGAAGUAGCUGUGAUAAGACUGGAACUUCUAGACAAACCGAAGUAAAAUUAAUAUGUGUGGAGAACCAUACUGCAAGUCCAUCUAGUGUAUCAUUAUUUUUAUUGGAACCAAAAACAUGUGAAUACGUUCUGGGAGUUGAAUCACCGUUAAUCUGUGAUAUCUUAGAAUAUGCCGAUGAAAAUGGACUUCUGAACGACAAGUUCGAAGCGAAUUUCGAUAAAUUGAAAUCUAUGGCCUUGCACGCAGAACAGGACAAUUUAGACGAACGAAUAGCUAACGGAGAUGAUUAAAAUAAUUGAUUUGUCUUCUUAAUGUCGGUUAAAAACCAUCA
Trachymyrmex cornetzi is the source of this 1659-nucleotide messenger RNA. Its product is annotated as endoplasmic reticulum lectin 1. Gene Ontology annotation, biological process: endoplasmic reticulum unfolded protein response; retrograde protein transport, ER to cytosol; ERAD pathway. The transcript has 6 exons. The record is from RefSeq and is a predicted model, not a curated record. NCBI's taxonomy places the organism in Eukaryota, Metazoa, Arthropoda, Insecta, Hymenoptera, Formicidae. Bases 131 to 1618 code for a protein of 495 amino acids. Gene Ontology annotation, cellular component: endoplasmic reticulum lumen.